Molecule: messenger RNA, 5171 nt
Organism: Nematolebias whitei (Rio pearlfish)
Lineage: Eukaryota; Metazoa; Chordata; Actinopteri; Cyprinodontiformes; Rivulidae
Gene: dapk1
Product: death-associated protein kinase 1
Exons: 26
Coding region: 195-4526 (1443 amino acids)
Biological process (GO): positive regulation of apoptotic process; intracellular signal transduction; protein phosphorylation
Cellular component (GO): cytoplasm; nucleus
Molecular function (GO): protein serine/threonine kinase activity; ATP binding; protein binding
Source: RefSeq, a predicted model, not a curated record
GAACCUGGGUGAAAACGCAUGAAAUCUCGGCUCGGUUCGGCAGCGGGACACCCACCGGCACACCGGUUCGGCAGCCCUGGCAUGAGGCGGUCCGGCGGCCCAGCCGGGACCGGAGGCUGCUGGUAGGGAUGGUUCCGGAGUGAGGAGCCGGCGGCUCGGAUCAAAGCAGCGACUGGACCGGGAGGUUCGGCAACAUGACCGGGUUCAGCCCGGACAACGUGGAGGAGUUCUACGAGAUCGGAGACGAGCUGGGCAGCGGGCAGUUCGCCGUGGUCAGAAGAUGUCGGCACCGGAGCACCGGCGAGGACUUUGCCGCCAAAUUCAUCAAGAAGCGGCGCAGCAAGUCGAGCCGGCGCGGCGUGACAAGGGAGGACAUCGAGCGCGAGGUGAACAUCCUGAAGGAGAUCCAGCACCCGAACAUCAUCGCGCUGCACCAAGUGUUCGAGAACAAGGCCGAGGUCAUCCUCAUCCUGGAGCUAGUCGCCGGCGGUGAACUCUUUGACUUCCUGGCAGAGAAAGAGUCUCUGAGCGAAGAGGAGGCCACUCAGUUCCUGAAACAGAUCCUGGAUGGAGUUCUGUACCUUCACUCCAAACGGAUCGCUCAUUUUGACCUGAAGCCGGAGAACAUCAUGCUGCUCAACCGCUCAGUGCCUCACCCGCGCAUUAAGCUCAUCGACUUCGGACUGGCCCACAAGAUCGACUUCAGCAACGACUUCAAGAACAUCUUUGGAACGCCAGAGUUUGUGGCUCCAGAGGUGGUGAACUACGAGCCUUUAGGUCUGGAGUCAGACAUGUGGAGUAUCGGAGUCAUCACCUACAUCCUUCUGAGCGGCGCCUCGCCCUUCCUGGGGGACACGAAGCAGGAGACGCUGGCCAACGUGUCGGCCGUCGAUUACAGCUUCGACGAGGAGUUCUUCAGCAGCACCAGCGUCCUGGCCAAAGACUUCAUCUCAAGACUUCUGGUCAAAGACCCAAAAAAGAGAAUGACGAUCCAGGACACCCUGCAGCACCCCUGGAUCAAGCCCAAAGACACUCAGCAGGCUCUGAGCAGGAAGGAGUCGGCCGUCAACAUGGAGAAGUUCAAAAAGUUUGCAGCUCGAAGGAAAUGGAAGCAAUCCGUCCGUCUCAUCUCUUUAUGCAACCGGCUGUCGCGCUCCUUCCUGUCCCGGAGCAACAUCAGCGUGGCUCGCAGCGAUGAUACACUGGACGAGGAAGACUCUUUUGUGAUGAAGGCCAUCAUCCAUGCCAUAAACGACGACAACGUUCCGGGUCUGCAGCAUCUCCUCGGCUCGUUGAACAGCUACGACGUGAACCAGCCGAACAGGCACGGGACGCCUCCGCUGCUGAUCGCAGCCGGCUGUGGAAACAUUCAGAUCAUCCAGGUGCUGAUGAGGAAAGGUGCAGAGAUCCAGGCUAACGAUAAGACCGGAGCCAACGCCGUCUACUACGCCGCCAGGCACGGCCACGUGGAGACCCUGAAGUUCCUGCACCAGAACCGGUGUCCUCUGGACGUCCAAGAUAAGUGUGGAGAAACGGCUCUUCACGUCGCGGCGCGUUACGGCAACGUGGACGUGGUGAGCUACCUGUGCAGCAUCAGCGCCAACCCAGACCUGUCGGACCGGGAGCAGGAGACGCCGCUGCACUGCGCAGCCUGGCACGGUUACUCCGCCGUGGCCAGAGCGCUGUGCCAUGCAGGGUGCCACGUGGACGCCAAGAACCGUGAGGGCGAGACGCCGCUGCUGACGGCGUCGGCUCGAGGCUUCACCGACAUCGUGGAGUGUCUGGUGGAGCACCAAGCCGAUGUGGAAGCUACAGACAAGGACGACCACACGGCGCUCCACCUGGCCGUUCGGAGGUGUCAGGUUGACGUGGUUCGCUGCCUCCUCCGUCACAGCUGCCAUCUGGACCGGCAGGAUCGCCACGGCAACACGCCGCUCCACAUCGCCUGCAAGGACGGAAACCUGCCCGUCGUCAUGGCGCUGUGCAGCGCCAAGGCCAGCCUGGACCUGCCCAACAAGUGCGGCAGAACCCCGCUCCACCUGGCAGCGCACACCGGCAGUCUCGAAGUCGUUCGUCACCUCUGCCUGGCCGGAGCCAACAUCGACGCCGUCACACACGACGGAAAAACAGCCGAAGAUUUGGCUUCGGCUGAUCAACACGAGCACAUCGGGACUCUGCUGGGCAAGCUGAAGAAGGACAACCACAAGCUGAGCUACAUCCAGCAGCUGCGUCCGUCACAGACCAUCCAGCCCCGGAUCAAACUGAAGCUGUUCGGACACUCGGGGACCGGGAAGAGCACGCUGCUGGAGUCUCUGAAGUGUGGCAUCCUGCGCAGCUUCUUCAGGAGGAAGAGGACACGUCUGACCAACACCAGCCGCCACCCCAACUCCCCCGUCAACUCCAAGCCUGCCGUCUCAGUCAGUAUCUCCAACCUGUACCCGGGCUGUGAGAACGUCAGUGUUCGCAGUCGCAGCAUGAUGUUCGAGCCCAGCCUGACCAAAGGGGUUCUGGAGGUCUUCUCGCCGGUCCACGGAGGUCCGUCCACCGCGGACGAUCAGGCCACCAAGGCCAUCGACAUCCAGCACGCCAGCGUCCACGGUGUCGGGGAGUUCAGCAUCUGGGAGUUUUCGGGGAACCCGGUGUACCACUGCACCUACGACUACUUCGCCGCUAACGACGCCACGGCCAUCCACCUGGUUCUGUUCAGCCUGGAGGAACCCUACGAGACCCAGCUGGGCCACAUCACGUACUGGCUGAAUCAGCUGAAGGCCCUCACCCUCCCACAGGACAACAUCAUGUUUGGAGGUCGGAUCCAGCAGCCUCUCACGGUGGUUCUGGUGGCGACCCACGCGGACCUCGCCAACAUUCCCAGAAGUUUCUCUGGAGAGUUCAGCUACGACAAGGAGCGAGUUCUGCUCCGGGAGGUCCGGAACAGGUUUGGGAACGACCUGCAGCUCAGUGAUAAACUGUUUGUGAUGGACGCCGGCGCCUUGAGCUCCAAAGACGUCAAGCUGCUGAGGAACCACCUGCAGGAGCUGCGCUCCAGCAUCGUCUCUAACUGCAGUCCGAUGACCCAGCUGUCUGAGCGUCUCCUGUCCACGCUGCCGGUCUGGAGGAAGCUGAGUGGACCGAACCAGCUGAUUUCCUGGCAGCAGUUUGUGAGCGACGUCCAGGAUCAGAUCAACCCUCUGGUGAGCCAGGACCACCUCCGGACCCUGGCCCUGCAGCUCCACAGCAUGGGGGAGAUCAACCUGGUGCAGAGUGAGACUGUGCAGGAUGUGGUUCUGCUGGAGCCCCGUUGGCUCUGCACCAGUGUCCUGGGGAAGCUGCUCUCUGUGGAGACGCCCAAGGCCAUCCACCACUACAGGGGGCGCUACAGGCUGGAGGAGGUCCAGGCUCUGGCUCCGGACAGCGACGUGGAGGAGUUGCUACAGAUUCUGGACGCCAUGGACGUUUGUGCGCGUGACGCCACCAACCCAUCUAUGGUGGACGUUCCUGCCCUCAUCAAGACUAACGGUCUCCACCGGUCCUGGACCGAGGAGGAGGACGAGGACUCCCUGAUCUACGGAGGGGUCCGGCUGGUCCCUGCCGAGCACCUGACCCCGUUCCCCUGCGGUCUGUUCCACAAGCUGCAGGUGAACCUGUGUCGCUGGAGCCACCAGCAGAAACCGGAGGACGACGGCGAGGACUCUGACGGGGACAUCCACCUGUGGACCAACGGAGCCAAAGUGAGCCAGGCUGAAACCGAGGCCAUGAUCCUUCUGGUGAACCACGGGCAGGGCGUGGAGAUCCGGGUGCGCGGACACACAUCGGAGCAGGCCAAGUGCUACGCCCUGCUGGACACGAUCUGCAGCAUCACGGAGAACCUGCUGAGCUCCACGCUGCCCGGACUGCUCACGGCCCGGUACUACCUGAGUCCGCAGCAGCUGCGCGAGCACCACGCCCCCAUCAUGGUCUACCAGCCCAAAGACUUCUUCAGAGCCCAGGUCCAGAGGGAAACUUCUCUCACCAACACCAUGGGGGGGUAUCGGGAGAGCUUCAGCAGUAUCCUGGCUUUCGGCUGCGUUGAGGUCUACCAGCAGGGGAUUGUGGGUAGAGAACUGCACAUAUCGGACGUGCCCCUGUUGGCCCGCAGGAAGCUGUGCCGCAUGCUGGACCCGCCGGACGCCAUGGGCAAGGACUGGUGCCUGCUGGCCAUGAACCUCGGCCUCACAGAUCUGGUGGCCAAACACAGCGCCGGGACUCCAAACGGGACCCCGGACUCAGACUCCCAGCAUUCCGAGCUGCAGCCCAGCCCCACCGCGGCGCUGCUGCGGGAGUGGAGCGGGCGGGCGGACAGCACGGUCGGCGUCCUCAUGACGAAACUGAGGGAGCUCGGCCGGAGAGACGCGGCCGACUUCAUCCUGAAGGCCUCUCCGGUGUUCAAGGUCAACAUGGAGGCCGUGGGCGGGGCCUCUGGCAGGAACCCGCCCACCUGCAACGGAGGCACGUCGUACAACUCCAUCAGCUCCGUCAUUUCCCGCUGAGGCCGCUUGGACCGGGCCGACUCAUGAGGUGCAAUCAGAACCAGAUGUUCUGGAUGAACUGAGCUCCAAAGAGGGAUCCGUGGUUUUUAUUCUGUCUGGUGAUAUUUUAUUAAUGUUCCUGCUCUGCUGCUGCGCACGUCUUACAAACAAACAAAAGCAAAAUCAGAGUAGGCGGGGCUUUAAAAACAUGGCAGCCUCUUUGGUUUCUGUAGAAGGCUGCUUCGUCCAACAGCUGCAUCGUCACGGCUCUUCACCCCGUUUGUUUGUUUGUUUGUUUCAAUGACUCUGUGCCUUCGUGGCCUUCUACCUCCCUGAAAGCACAAACCGUUUUUCUCACGACAGAAGUCAAAGAACGGUGCCUUUAACGAUUCGAUCAGAAAACAACGUUUAAACACGUAAAUAAUCUAAAUGUAGAUUCAACGCUGCGAUGAUUUUAUAACUUUUAAAAUCCAGAAUCACAAAAAAAACAGUUUUAUCCAAAAAGAGAAACGUUCUCCGUUUGUGUUCACGUUUCUUUAUUUCACACUAACACGCUUUAUUUCUGCCACUGUUUUACAGACGCCCCGAAUCCUUUACAGCUCAUUUUAUUUGGAUUUUUACUUGAAACCAUGUAAAGCCUGCAGUUCUGUUCUGACCCAGGUCCCU